Molecule: messenger RNA, 2423 nt
Organism: Nycticebus coucang (slow loris)
Lineage: Eukaryota; Metazoa; Chordata; Mammalia; Primates; Lorisidae
Gene: CLN5
Product: CLN5 intracellular trafficking protein
Exons: 4
Coding region: 67-1146 (359 amino acids)
Biological process (GO): lysosome organization
Cellular component (GO): lysosome; lysosomal membrane
Molecular function (GO): hydrolase activity, acting on glycosyl bonds
Source: RefSeq, a predicted model, not a curated record
GGAGCCGGCGGCGGCUCCGCGCAUGCUCGGCUUUCCGCGGGAGCCGGAAGCUCCGGGAGCCGCCUUAUGGCGCAGGCGGGAGACCCCGGCCCCGAGGCCGAGGGCCGGUGGGACGCAGGCGCGGCCCCGGGACCAGCGUCCUGGCGCUGGGCUCUGGCGCUGUUCUGGCUGGCGGCGGCGGGUCCGGGCUGGCCCCAGGCCUCGGGAGGCGCCCCUCGACACCCCUGGCCGGUGCCUUACAAACGCUUUUCCUUCCGUCCAGACCCAGAUCCUUAUUGUCAGGCUAAGUACACUUUCUGUCCAACUGGCUCACCUAUCCCAGUUAUCAAGGGUGAUGAUGUCAUCGAAGUCUUUCGAUUACAAACCCCAGUGUGGGAAUUUAAAUACGGAGACCUCCUGGGACACUUGAAAAUUAUGCAUGAUGCCAUUGGAUUCAGGAGUACAUUAACUGGCAAGAACUACACAGUGGAGUGGUAUGAACUUUUCCAACUUGGCAAUUGCACAUUUCCCCAUCUUCGACCUGAAAUGAAUGCUCCUUUCUGGUGUAAUCAGGGAGCUGCCUGCUUUUUCGAAGGAAUUGACGAUAUUCACUGGAAGGAAAAUGGAACAUUAGUUCAAAUAGCAACCAUAUCAGGAAACAUGUUCAAUGAAAUGGCAAAGUGGAUGAAACAGGAUAAUGAAACAGGGAUUUAUUAUGAGACAUGGACUGUCCAAGCUAGCCCAGAAAAAGGGGCAGAGACAUGGUUUGAAUCCUAUGACUGUUCCAAAUUUGUGUUAAGGACAUAUAAGAAGUUGGCUGAACUUGGAGCAGAGUUCAAGAAGAUUGAAACCAACUAUACAAGAAUAUUUCUUUACAGUGGAGAACCUACUUAUCUGGGAAAUGAAACAUCUGUUUUUGGACCAGCGGGAAAUAAGACUCUUGCUUUAGCCAUAAAAAAAUUUUAUUACCCCUUCAAGCCACAUUUGUCAACUAAAGAAUUUCUAUUGAGUCUCCUACAAGCUUUUGAUGCGGUGAUUAUACACAGACAAUUCUAUUUGUUUUAUAAUUUUGAAUACUGGUUUUUACCUAUGAAAUUCCCUUUCAUUAAAAUAACAUAUGAAGAAAUCCCUUUACCUAACAGAAACAAAACUUUCCCUGGCUUAUAAAACCUUAAUUCUUCUGUUCUUUUUUACCAACCACCAGCACCUCAGUUUUUCAAAGGGUGUCUUUACAUUUGUGGAUUUCUUAGCCUUUCUUCCUUGGGGAAGAAAGAUAAAAUGCAAGUCAGUAGAAUUGCCAUGUAUUAACAUCUUGCCACUUUUCUCUUGGAAAGAAGCUGAAAUACUAUUUUGGCCAAAGUAAGGAUGUUAGGUGAUCUUGAUAAUGUGGAGAAUUAUGGUUCCUAUCAGAUAUGUAGGACUUUUACACCCAAUAUUUUAGCUGUGAAUCUGGUGUGCCCAAGAUUUUAAAAAUACCCUCAGUGGUAUUUUCAUGGUGGGAGCUACUUUUCCUGGUCUAUUAGUUACACUUUUCCAUUUAAGUUCUUUCUACUAGUUUAGACUAGCUUUACAGCUUUUGUAACUUUUGGAACCAAGUUUAGUAGUCUGGUUGCAUUCCAUUUACCUAACUUUAAUGAUUUGUUUGGAUACCACAACUAGAAUGGUUGUGCUUCCAGAUGUCAUAAAUAGUGUUAAAGAGCACAAAUUUCUGGUUAGCAUUUUGGAUCUAGGCAGUAAUUGGCUUUUGUUUUUUAAGCAACUUAACAACUCUAAACCUAGUUUCUUCAUCUGUAAAAUGAUUCAUCUAUUAGGAUUGUAAAGAUUGCAGUCAUGUGUGUUUGGCAUAGUAAAGUCACAAUGAACUUAAUCAAAGAACAAGUUAUCCUUCAUCUUGCCUAAUACUGUAAUGGUUUACGGGCCAGCCUGUGCUGGGCUUGUAAUCACCUGAGCUGACAGUACAGUGCUUCAGAGAUUCUUGAGAUUUGGGGGACAUAGAAGUAUCAUUGCACACGUGUUUGGGUAAACCGGUACCUUGUGACUCCUUCACGGCUUCCUGUAGUUCUCCUUCCUCCCACUAAAGUUCCCAGUGCUGUGGAAGAGGGUGCACUUCCCAGAGAGAAGACUAGCUGUGGUCAAGAUCUUCAAGUAGCUAUGCUUCCAUUCGGGCCAGGAAAAGUUUUCAAGGUCUUUUACGUAUUUGAUAAUCAACUGAAAGAAUAUCUUUCUACGUAUUCAAGGAAGGAAAAAACACCAGUCAAUAAGACGAUGAAACAGCGAUCAGCAAAAAUAAUGCUCAUGUCCUCAGAACAGUUAUCUGUCAACCAAACCUUACUGGUCUGUGAAGAAAUACGUACGGGAAGAAUAUGGAAAGUUUUAAAGCAGUUUGUUGGGAGUAUUUUUGUUUUCAGUUGGAUCUAGUUAAAAAAAAAAAGCAUUUUGUAUUU